AUGGCAGAUCCAAAGCACGUGCUUCGCUGUGCUGUGCCCGAUUGCAACCGGAAGUUCACUGUGGGGGGUUCAGUGUACCGACACUGGCGUUUGAAUCACCCUGAGUUGACGGGUGGUAAAACCCGGGAUGAUUCCUGGGCUAUCCCCAUCGACCAGGGCGAUGAGAACGCUGUUGGAGGCGAACUACAAUCUCCGGUCAGUGAGCAACCGGUUGCUGCUGGGCCAGCCAGCGUCGCUGAGGAGGUGGUGGUCCCCGUUGCUGUCAUGGCUCCUCUUGUCUUCUCUCCUCUCCAACCUCAUCCUCAAUCUCAAUCUCAACAUCCUUCUUCUUCCCUUCUCCCUCCUCUCCUCUCUCCCUCGUCUUACUUCCCUCCCUCCUCUCUUCUCUCUGCCAACUUCUCUCCUCCUCUCCCUCGCCAUCCUCUCUCUCCUCAAUUCCUUCGAAUCUCUUCUCCUCCCUCUCUCCAGUGCCGUCCUACUCACCAGAACCAGCUUCGAUCUUCGAGAUCGACCAGAAACCAAGACCACAAUGUGGCACCCCGGAACCGCGCGGGAGGUCUCGACCUCGACCCAACAGAGGGUCUCCCAGUCCAGAAUUGGGAAUUCCAGACUGUCCGGGUCAAUCAAGAUGAGACGACUGAACCUGCCGAAUCUGCCGACCAAGGACCUAAAUUUAAUCAUCCCAACUAUCCAUGGCCCGAACAGCCGCUCCCCGCUUUCUUCCAUCAACUUCCUCUGCUUAACCAGCAACUGAUCCAACGGGCGCGUACUGGCAAUACCAAUCCUGAGCGCUCAGAAUGGGACCGCAAGAACCAAAAGUGGAUACCAGGUAUUGAGAAGGAGAAAGCGAAGGCCCGAGCAAAGGCUGAAGCCACGACGUCAAAUCUUGGAGACCAGGAUGGUACUGAAAAUGAAGACCUCGACGAUGAAGAGAACGUCUCUGGAAAGCGACGCAAGACAGAUGCCGGUCCUCAAGGACGUAGCUUCGAGUACAAGAAAUGGACAAAAGUACCACAAGCUAUCGCAGAACAGAGGACAGAAACCAAAUAUCUUGCCGAUCGUCGACCUGGAAUGCCCAGUCUCUACGGUGGGGCUUACAAAGCUACAAAUGGUUUCGGUUCUUUGGGAAUCAAUCCAAAUGCUGGUUCUGGAGCAAUCGGUUUCGAAUUUGGUGAUGCAAAUGGGCUUGGAAACACAUCAGGGGUUCUUGGUUCGGCUGCUGCUGUUCCUGAACCCGUUCCUGUCCGCAAGAACCCUCCCCCUCGACGUAAAAAGAAGGGUGGGCCAGGCCGUAAGAAGAAAGAACCAGUUCCUACACCAAUUACCACUUCCACCACCCAGCCAUUAAGUGCAGUCGCCACUAAUACAUCCACGGAGAACCAACUGCAACCAGUACUUCCAGGAGCCCCAACUGGCGACACACAGCCACAGGUUGAAGAUGCUGAAGGCUCCGGGAGCGACAGUGAUGAUGAUGGCAGUGAAGAAGGAGAAAUCGCCGAAGAACCAGAGUUACAGACGCAACCUCCACGCCCUGUCCUCGAACAAAUUACCCCUGAACCAUUUUCUCCCUCGGCUGCAAAUGAACAAAUCGUGGAACCGACAGCACCAGUACUGGAUGCGGAGGUUACAGUGGAAGAAGGCCUAUCGAAGCCUCUACAACAAUCGCCACAACCAUCAAAUGGACUAGCAGAAGAAAAUAUGCCAGUCUUAAUCACAUCAGAGCUUGUCGUGGAUGCAGUUCUAGCAGAGCCAGCCGCCCCCACAAGUGUACAAGGAUCAGCAGCACCUUCGAAUGCAGAAACCGCAGUUCAAGAACCGCAAUCACAAAUUGUACAACCCUCGCCUGAAACAGCGUCAAAUGAAGCUGAUAUUGCAACCAUUCUCGAUACCGAUCAUCCUACAACAGAUCAAGUCAUUGAGACUUUGCCUAAUCCUACAGUUCAGGGAGCACCGGCGGCAGAAGUUGAAAUCAUCGAAGCUUCAGCUUCCGAUCUCAUUCCCGAAGUCACCCAAGUCACCCAAGAUGUGACAGCGAACACUGAAUCAUCCAAUGACGUGGAAAUGCAGGACGUUGCUCCUGCCGAAGCUAUCGCUGCACAACCAGACAUCCCAGCAACAGCACCUGAAGGCGAUGGAGAGAUUGAUUUGCUCGGAGGACUAGAAGCAGCUGUGGACAAGGAAGCGGGCGCAUCAGCAGCAAAUGACGAAUAA
Molecule: messenger RNA, 2211 nt
Organism: Exophiala bonariae
Lineage: Eukaryota; Fungi; Ascomycota; Eurotiomycetes; Chaetothyriales; Herpotrichiellaceae
Exons: 2
Coding region: 1-2211 (736 amino acids)
Source: RefSeq, a predicted model, not a curated record